AUGAUGAUUAUAAGCCGAAAACCAGAGGGUCCAAUCGCAACAGCGCGUCACGGUGACGGUCUGUACGACUCCUACAUGAGGCCAGAGCACAUCCUGAAGGAGGAGCAGGACCCCAGCAGCCCCUCCUCGCUGCCCCCCAUGAGCAAACACACCGUGGUGAGUAACAAGACUGUGAUGAGGGACCAGGUUUCGAUCCGCGGCGGCGCUCUGAAGGUCAAGUACCUGUAUGAGGACGGAACCAACAACCGCAAAGUCAACGCCAUCUCCACGGUAACCGCCCAGAACGGAGGCACGCCCAACAAGGUCACGCCCGUGCUGUCCAAGGAGCACAGCUCAGACAGCACUGAGUCUAACAAAGGCUCCAGCGAGUCCAGCGGUAAUGGCAGUAAGUGCAGCCCGCUGAGUCCGGACCAGGCCCUGCGUCUGUACCGCACGCAGCUGUCCUCCUUGGAGCACUCGGAGAUACUGUCCUACUCGGAUGUCUACUUUGUGGGUCCCAACGCCAAGAAGCGCCCCGCGGUGGCCGGAGGCAGCAACAACAGCGGCUACGACGACGAGCAGGGCGGCUACAUCCACGUCCCCCACGACCACCUGGCCUAUCGCUACGAGUUUCUCAAGAUCAUUGGGAAAGGCAGUUUUGGGCAAGUGGCCAAAGUCUACGACCACAAGACGCAGCAGCACCUGGCUCUGAAGAUGGUGCGGAACGAGAAGCGCUUCCACCGUCAGGCGCAGGAGGAGAUCCGGAUCCUGGAGCACCUGCGGCGACAGGACCGCAGCGGCUCCAUGAACGUGGUCCACAUGUUGGAGAACUUCACCUUCAGGAACCACAUCUGCAUGACCUUUGAGCUGCUCAGCAUGAACCUCUACGAGCUCAUCAAGAGGAACAAGUUCCAAGGCUUCAGUUUGCCUCUGGUCCGGAAGUUUGCCCACUCAAUCCUGCAGUGUCUGGAGGCGCUGAGCCGCCACCGCAUCAUCCACUGUGACCUGAAGCCGGAGAACAUCCUGCUGAAGCAGCAGGGCCGCAGCGGCAUCAAGGUCAUUGACUUCGGCUCCAGCUGCUUCGAGCACCAGCGCGUCUACACGUACAUCCAGUCUCGCUUCUACCGCGCUCCGGAGGUCAUCCUGGGAGCACGCUACGGCCUCCCCAUCGACAUGUGGAGCUUCGGCUGCAUCCUGGCCGAGCUGUUGACGGGAUACCCGCUGUUCCCCGGCGAAGACGAGGGCGACCAGCUGGCCUGUGUCAUGGAGCUGCUGGGCAUGCCUCCACAGAAGGUUCUGGAACAGGCCAAACGAGCCAAGAACUUCAUCAACUCUAAAGGCCACCCGCGCUACUGCGGCGCCAACACGCUGCCUACCGGAGCCACGGUGCUCACAGGCGCCCGCUCCCGACGCGGCAAAAUGAGGGGUCCCCCGGCCUCCAAGGAGUGGACCACUGCUCUGAAGGGCUGCGAGGACGCCACUUUCACUGACUUCAUAAAGAAGUGUUUGGACUGGGACCCCUCGUCACGCCUCACCCCCAGCCAGGCGCUCAGACACCCGUGGUUGUACCGCCGGCUGCCCAAGCCGCUACCCGCCGACAAGAGCCAGGUGCCGGUGGUGAAACGACUGCCCGAGCAGCACAGCACCUCCUUCCCCUCCAUCAUCAAAGGAGCACCCAGCCUGGGGACCAGCACCACCAGCAAACUGCGCAGCACCAUGAUGGGUGACUCGGGCGACGCCAUCCCCCUGCGCACAGUGCUGCCCAAGCUGGUCACUUAG
Knipowitschia caucasica is the source of this 1758-nucleotide messenger RNA. NCBI's taxonomy places the organism in Eukaryota, Metazoa, Chordata, Actinopteri, Gobiiformes, Gobiidae. The record is from the annotation of a GenBank genome assembly.